Molecule: messenger RNA, 2502 nt
Organism: Nerophis lumbriciformis (worm pipefish)
Lineage: Eukaryota; Metazoa; Chordata; Actinopteri; Syngnathiformes; Syngnathidae
Product: Ig-like V-type domain-containing protein FAM187A
Source: RefSeq, a predicted model, not a curated record
AAAAGGCGGUUGUACCUCGACUAGUUUACUUUGUGACUACUUUUGAAGCGUUUAGACGGCAAUUCAAGGUGUUUUUUUUAUUUUUUAUUUAAGCGAAACAGGUGAAUUUAAAGGGUGCUCGGUGACAGGAAGCGGAGAGUAUCCGCCCACGCGGUGCGCCCCUCGCACAGAAUCGAACAAACUUACCCGCAGAAACAAUGUUAUGUGUUGCGUUUGAGGCUACUGGGGAGUCGGAAAUGUCACAUAUGAAGCCUAAAACUUUACCGAGCAUUGUAAAUAUUGUUUGUUUGCGUGUGGAGACGUAAAAAAAGUAAUCACAGUUUUGAUUAGUUUUUUUAAUCCCUGUAAAGAAGAUUAUAGUUAAAUUAAUACUGCAAGAUAUCUAAUGAUAGAUCAAAGACAAUAUGAUUACAAAUAUGUGAAGCCCUCGGAUCUUACUUGAUAAGAAACAGGAUGAGGCUUUGAAGAAGUUUCCGACAAGAUGUGUUAGGGUAGCAAGGCCCUGUGCAUGUUUACCCCCUUCAUCCUCAUCCUCCUCUUCACCAAGGCUUGGAGCUUUGAGCCUCCGGAGGAAAAGGCAGAUGUCUUUGCGAAAAAAGCCUGUCCGGCCUUCCUGACCUUCUUCAACGCCGCCUAUCUGGCGGGGGCCACGGUGGAGCUGCCUUGCUACUGCAAGCCCCAUCAGGUUCAUUCCGUCGUAUGGUUCUUCAGGAAGCUGGGGUCCGGUUCUGAGGAGACCAGAGCGCUGGCCGAUCACCAUGGCAACCAGCUGCUAGACUCCAGCCGGAUCCCUCAUGGCGUCGACUUGCGGAGUCGCUUCUUCAUCCGUCUCUUCAGCCUGCUGCUCUUCCGAGCCAGCGUGGACGACUCGGGCGUCUACAUCUGCGGGUCUGAGCACGGCGACUACUUUUACGCCUACGACCUCGACAUCCAGGAGGUCCAGAAGCUGGGACCCGCUCGUGAAAGUGCGAGCAUCAGCAGGAAAAGGAGACCGAGACAAAGAUCCGGCGAGCCGCUCUACCGAGUCUUCACUGCCUUCCGGCCGUGGUCGCGCUGCGAUCGCUGCGGCGUGCCGGGCGAGCAGGUCCGCGCGGGACUUUGCUACGUGCACUCCCGCUUCCUGCACGUGCGCUACCAGGGGACCAAUCGCACCGUGGUGUCCUGCGGGUCGGAGGCGGUGCCUGAGGCUUUUAGCCGUCUGAAGCGCAGCCGGCCAGGGGCCAGUUUAGAGGUCAGGAGCUGUCAUGUGACCUGUCCAAAUGAAGCUCCUCCCCCUUCCGUGGUGGACAACAUUAUGGUGUUUGUGGGACACAGUUCUAAAGAAACGCAGGUGCAGGUUUCCUACCUCAACCACCCGGCUGACCAGAUCCUGACCCUGGGCUGUCCCGAUGCCAGGCCGGGCAUGGCGGUGGCGUGGGACAGAGGAUCCAAGCCUAUUUAUCGCUUGCACAGCCAGGCGAGUCCGAGGCUUUAUAUCGAUGCUGGGCAUCAUCUGGUCUUCAAACCGGCCACACUUCAGGACUCCGACGUCUACUACUGCUGGCUUCAGGGGCGCCGGGUCGCCGAGAUACACCUGCUGGUUUACACCAGUUUUGGGAAAAACUCGUCCAUCUGGUCACAUCCGGAGUUUUCCACAGCUAUGCAGGUCGUUUUGAAGUGCUAUGCCACCAUGACGGGAGUGUUCUGCCUGCUGCUGCUCAUCAGGGCAGGUGUGAGGCUGCGGAGGGACGCGCAUACGGACUGAACUCAGGUUUUUUGAAGAAGCCCGACGAGUCUCCGAGAUCACAGGAAGGUUUUGAAUGUUUUGCAGCUAAUUUUGGCGCGAAAGGGACCGUUCUCUUAUUGACUCGGUGGUCAGAACUUGGCAUUAAGGUUUGAGAUUUUAGAGCACAACAUGCUUCCAUCUGUUGAAAAGCUCUAUGGAGAUGAUGAUUUCAUUUUCCAGCAUGAUCCAGCAGUGCUAAAACCACCAGUAACUGGUGUACUGACCAUGGCAUUACUGUCCUCGAUUGGCCUGCCAACUCCCCUGACCUGAACCCCAUAGAGAAUUUGUGGGGUAUUGUGAAGAAGAAGCUGAAAGACACCAGACCCAAUAAUGCAAAUGAGCUAAAGGCCGCUAUUGAAGCAUCCUAGGCAUCCAUAACACUUCAGCAAUGCCACAGGCUGAUUGCCUCCAUGCCACGCCGCAUUGACGCAGUAAUCCGUGCAAAAGGAUUCCCAACCAAGUACUGAGUGCAUUAAUUGACAUUUUCAAAUGUUUUAUUUUGUUUUGCUGUGGCAACUUGUCCAGGGUGUAAACCGCCUUCCGCCCGAUUGUAGCUGAGAUAGGCUCCAGCGACCCCAAAGGGAAUAAGCGUUAGAAAAUGGAUGGGAUGGAUGUUAUAAAUCUUUAUUUUUUACUUGGUCUGAGGAAAUGUUCAAAUUUUUUGAGAUGGGAUUUUUGAGUUUUCUUAAGCUGUAUGCCAUAAUCAGCAAUAUUAAAAUAAUAAAAGGCUUGCAAUA